Molecule: messenger RNA, 1145 nt
Organism: Marasmius oreades (fairy-ring Marasmius)
Lineage: Eukaryota; Fungi; Basidiomycota; Agaricomycetes; Agaricales; Marasmiaceae
Exons: 5
Coding region: 522-1043 (173 amino acids)
Source: RefSeq, a predicted model, not a curated record
CAACAUUUAAUCUUUCGACCCCAAUUGCUCACGUACACUAAUAUCUUCCAGACCCAAAUCCCAACUUCGCCACUCGCAUAGACGAGAAUAACCUUGACUUCAUCAGGAAAUGUGCACUUUAGUGAGUCCAGGCUCUCAAGAGUCAAGAUCUCAAGACUUGUUUAAAAACUGUCGUUACCAUCAGCUGGCAGAUGUGGUUCAGAAGUGGCGUGAAAACGCACGAAAAAGGCGCCAUACGUCUUAAUGACUCACUGUGUCAAAGAAUCCCGAACAGAAGUUGUAGAAAAAUACAAGACCGCUGUCAAAGCUUCGAACUGGAUUGUCUUCGACAGAUCGAACUCCAGCUCAUGAGAACCCAUCCAAUCAAACUCGAGUUGCUAAUACAGUUGCAUAUGCUUCCGAUCCUCAACACCCAAACAAAAUUUACCUUGUGUUUUUCAUUACAUGGCACCUGAUUCAGAACGAAUGCCUGGUAUAAAAGGCGAUGAAGGCAACGAGCAGCCUCACUCCAAGCGAAAACCAUGGAUUCCGAAGAAGCACAGUCCAACCCCAACGCAGAUCUGGUAGUUGAGAACGAUGACUCGGAGGUUUCCGUGCUGGCUGAAGUUGUAGAAAAUUACACUUCAUACGAGACCGCGGUCAAAGCCGCUACGAAUUGGAUCAUCUACAAUAAAUCGAAGCCCGGACCUCAUGACAAGCCUCUUCCAAUCAAGCUCGAGUUUCCUUUCCAGUUGUAUCCAAGCAAGGCAAACAAACCUCCAGGCAUCAACGGAAAGAUUGUCGGCAUUGGCAUCAAGAAGACCAUCACAAGUCGACCCAUCGAUCUCAUCCGUCUCGAUUACGACCCGACGAAAGGCUUCCAUUUCAACGUAUUCGGAUUGAAUCGUGAAAGGACUUGGAGGGACGAUGCCAAGAAGUUGGCUGCGACGUUCCCUGUCCAAACAACGGAUCCAGAUGCGAAGCUAUUGGAGCUCGUCCAGCCGUUGCAGCUCACUACGGCGGAGAGGCUCUGGGAUGCAUGGAAAAAUGGACGUCAGCCUUGAGGGACAGAGUGGGAGGAUCAGGAAUUCUUGAGUUGGUACUUGAAAGAUGUAGUAAAUCAAAGAACUCAGGAAAACUGAAGACGAACGAUGAUUGUGCUCCUG